AUGGGUCUGAACGCAGAGAUCUAUUACAUCCGAUUUGGGAAAGUGAAUGAUUAUGCGCUUAAGUUUAUGGUAACGGUUCCCACAGAGAUGUCUGAUCUGCACUUUACGUGGUCUACAGCCGUACCAAUGGUUGAAUACAGUAUUGGAUUCCGAGUGAGUGAUAGCGAAGCACUUGAGACACCAAAAAUCAAUAUAUCAGAUGUCGGUUACGUUCCCAACAGAGAACAGGGUCUGAACGCAGAGAUCUAUUACAUCCGAUUUGGGAAAGUGAAUGAUUAUGCGCUUAAGUUUAUGGUAACGGUUCCCACCGAGAUGUCUGAUCUGCACUUUACGUGGUCUACAGCCGUACCAAUGGUUGAAUACAGUAUUGGAUUCCGAGUGAGUGAUAGCGAAGCACUUGAGACACCAAAAAUCAAUAUAUCAGAUGUCGGUUACGUUCCUAACAGAGAACAGGUGUUUCGCGUAUCGCUUAUAUGUACGAAGAAAACUAGCGCUGAAGUAGAAGUGCAGAUAAUGAUGAACAUCACAAUGCCUUCGCACAUGUCCUCCAAUCGCACGGAACUCAUUCUGAAGAGGAAGAAAAUCUGUAGAAAAAGCGACAUAAAAAUGAUAACAAAAGAAAAAGAUGUCACAAAAAUAGACGACAAGUUGAGAGCGGAUUUACAGCCGAUGUCGGGGAACAGUGCUUACGAGUCGUCGACCGGCGCUCUGUCUAUAAUAGUCGCCUGUGCCUCGGGUUUCAUACUAGUUGUCGCACUUCUCGCACUUUUAUGUUAUUUUCUUUACGUCAGAUCUCAGAAGGGAAGGCAAACACCCGAUGGAGAUUUUACCGGAAGUCUAACAAACAUGUCGUCCACAAAGUCCGGACAAAUUUAUUUCCGAGUCGAAACACCAAACAAUCCGACCAUUCAUAAGAAUGCGAGCCAUUACUCAAGUUUCAAAGGCUUUUUGAACGCACCGCCCGUUUCUCUAUACCGUACUCUCUCAGUGCCCGCGCAUAUAAUGCACGGCUCCCACAGCGCGGCCAACAGAUCAAGCGAUGCGAUGAGCGAUCGGUCCAAUGAAUUGGCGAUCGAGAGAAGGAAAAUACUUAUACAACAAAAACUAAAUGAGGGAACCUUUGGUCAGAUAUAUAGCGGUCUCUUUGUGGCCGACUUUAACGACAUGAGUGCUGAGUCCAAGAUUAUGAUUAAAACAGUCUCAGACCAGGCGUCGAGAGUACAGAUUUCACUCAUUAUGACCGAAGGAAUGCGGUUUUAUUCGCUAAAACACCGCAACCUUCUCAGCAUAAUCGGCACGUGUACUGAUGACCCCAAACGGCCGCUCCUUAUCUAUCCUCACAUGAAUAGCGGAAAUCUGAAACUUUUUCUCCAGAAAUCGAGUUCUCAUAAGUAUCCAAAUGACGGACAAAUUCAAACAUUUUUGACUCAGGAUUUGGUCCAAAUGGCCGUUCAAAUCGCAUCCGCUAUCAUUUAUUUGCACAAAAGGCGUCUAAUUCAUCGAGAUUUGGCCACAAGAAACUGUUUCGUCCAAACUUUAGAUCAAAAUUCAUUUCUAGUCAAAGUAUCGGAUAACGCGCUCUCGAGGGAUUUAUUUCCAAACGAUUACCAUUGUUUGGGAGACAAUGAGAACCGACCCCUUAAAUGGUUAGCGUUAGAAAGUCUGGUGAAGAAAGAGUUCACACAAUUCAGUGAUGUGUGGAGUUUUGGUGUAACACUUUGGGAACUCAUGACAUUAGGACAACAGCCGUACUUCGAAGUCGAUCCC
Messenger RNA from Medioppia subpectinata, 1767 nucleotides. The record is from the annotation of a GenBank genome assembly. Lineage: Eukaryota; Metazoa; Arthropoda; Arachnida; Sarcoptiformes; Oppiidae.